CGCGCCUGUAAACUUUUGCCUGUCGCCUGCUCUUUGGGACAGCCUCUCACACACCAUCUCUGUAGCCUCAGCACCUGGACACUAACUCACCUGCAAACCCGCAACCAAAACCCGCGUCUGCCAUGGAGAGCCCGCAAAGACUCGGACAGCAGCCCCCCCGCCACACCUGCAGGACGGUGGGGUGCCUCAAGGCACGGAGGAUGUCUCCCGGCGGCGCGCUGCUGCUCGCGCUGGCCUUCACGCUCUGCGUGGGGGGGGUGGCCUCUGGGGAGACGCUGUGCGGGGGGGAGCUGGUGGACGCGCUGCAGUUCGUCUGUCAGGACCGAGGCUUUUACUUCAGUAGGCCAACCAGCAGAGGGGGACUGCGGCGCCAGCCGAGCCGUGGGAUCGUAGAGGAGUGUUGUUUCCGUAGCUGUGACCUCAACCUGCUAGAGCAGUACUGUGCCAAACCCACCAAGUCCGAAAGGGACGUGUCAGCCACUUCUCUACAGGUCAUACCCAUGAUUCCCGCACAAAAACAGGAAGUCCCAAGGAAGCAGCAUGUGACUGUGAAGUAUUCCAAAUACGAGGUGUGGCAGAGGAAGGCGGCCCAGCGGCUCCGGAGGGGCGUCCCUGCCAUCCUGAGGGCCAAAAAGUUCCGGAGGCAGGCGGAAAAAAUUAAAGCCCAGGAGGAGUCGGUCUUCCACAGGCCCCUGAUCAGCCUUCCCAGCAAACUGCCCCCCGUGUUGCUCACCACGGACAACUUUGUCAACCACAAAUGAGCCCGCUGCCAGCCCUUUGCACAGACAAGAGUUUGAGGGUGACAAAAAAGACUGGGGGAUUAUAGCUUUGUCUCUGACGUCAUUUCUGCGGCAGUCCUCUUUGACCUCCCCUGCCCUGUCCGAGCCCACCAGUCCCUCCCCCUGCUCUCGACCACCACGUCUUGAACCCCAUGGCCCCUUUCGAAUGCCCCCCCCCCCAUUCCAAAUCUCACGCACCCUCCUCCAGCACACAAACAUGCCUUCACAUUCUUCCUGUCUGAACUCCUUUGCUCCUUCUCUUUCAGGCACAGACACAAAAGGCACAAACGCAAAUGUCAAACAAAAGGUUAACAAUUCGCCUGAAUGCAAUUCAGGUGGAUACUUAAGCAAAAGAGAAAAAGGAAGAGGGCAAAGAGGAUGAAAGAGAUCUGUGCUUUGCAAAUGUCAAGAGGACACCUAGAGGAAUGUUCUUUGUCCCGGUGGAAGACAGCGGAGAGCGACUGGCACGAAAGAAUCCAUUCCACAUCGUUUCUCCUGAGGCGAAAGAAAAUCGACGUUAGUUAUUUUUCUUCUUAGUUUGCACCUCUACCUUUAAAGGGACUUCCACACUGUAAGGAAUUAUUUUGCAAAAUUAGAUUCCUGCUCCAGCACCUUUUUUGAUCACAAACAAAAAGCAGAAGAGAGUCUGCAGAAUUGCACAUUGCCACGGAUUACGUCAAAGUAAAGAAAAAAAUGGCACUAUUUUUUUAUGAACAAUGAACGUGUAGCUUAAAAAUGUCAUGGUGCUAGCUUUGGGAAAGGACUCAAAGAAGAGAUUGAAAAGCACGUUUUAUUUUUUUUUGGAAUGAUUAUUAAAACUUUCCGUUUUAUGGAAAGUGUGACUUUAAAAACCGAUGGAAUCAAGGACAUGGGGGAGCUCCUGGCAGUGGCACCGUCAACGGGGAGGAGUCACUGAGGAAAAGGAUGGGCUGUGUUGGCACAUAGGCUCACGGCAAAGGUCAUGGCUAGUUUGCCAGCAUCAGAAGCAAAAGGAGGACUUGAGAUCUGGUCCCCGUUCCUUCUGUCACCCCCGAGGCUGACGGACACACCUGGCAGCGAGGGGACACAUGGGACACCCUGGACUGCACGGGCUGGGACUCUACAAGAUUUUCAGGACAGUACUUCCUGUUUGCCAUGCUUUGCAUGCUUCCUGCUCUGACAGGAAGUGACAUGGCACGGACAAAGAUCGAGUGGGGAUGAUAAUGAUUAUAUUUUAUUUUGUCUUUUUCAUAUCAAUGUGUCGAUGAAAAAAAAAAGGAAAACCCUGUCAGUUUCUGGUACCGUGACAUUCCUGUUUCUCCAAGUUAGGCAUUUUUUUUGUUUGGUCUGAGAAUAUUUUCCUGUCUAAAGAAAAGGCAUAAAAUUCAAUUCAAAGGGAAAUAAAACAGCAAUAAUGUUCAACUAACAUUAUAUGUUCAUUUUAUAUCAGUAAUAUUCACAUGCUUUUGCCUGGAAACAAAUACUUGAACAUACAGUACAUCAUAUAUGUGUAUGUAUAUAUAUAUAUAUAUAUACAUAUAUAUAUAUACAUAUAUAUAUAUAUAUAUACACACAGACAAUUAGGUGAGAAUGAGGAAGAUAUUCAAAUAGUUUCCAGGGACAAUGUGUUAUUUUCCUUUAGUCUGAGCUGUAUCUUGCGUAAUGAGCCGCCAAGCUUUUUUGUUUGUUUGUAAAAAUACAAAUAAGGGCACUGUAUAAAGGCAUUAUUUAUUUUGUUAUAAAAUAUAUUUGAAAAAUUGGUCCAAAUGAUAUACGUAGCACUGAUGCUCAACUGACGGAUUUAUUUUGUAUGAUCUCUGUUUUUCAAUUGGAGUUGUAAGGCUUUUUGUAGAUGCUUUGUACCAAAAAAUGUCUUUUUUUUCUUUCUUUUUUUUUUUUUUUUGCUUUUCAUCUUGCAAUACUUACCGUAAAUUAAUAUUUUAACAGCAGCAUAACGGGAAUUGCUUGGGUAUGUUAUGUCACAGAACAGGCACAUAACUCAGAAAGGACGGUUUGCAUGGGUCUCCAGAAGCCUGUCAGGGUUGUCUGAGAAAAGUCUUUAAUUUUUCCGGUAAAAUAACUGUUUGUUCUCAAACCCACUAUGUUCAUGAAGCCACUUUAGUAUUGAUGGCAGGAAUACCCUAAGUCCUUUAUUAAACCAUGUCUUUAUAAUCGUACUCGGUGUCCUAUGGUCUUCUAAAGAGCAUCUCACAUGUGCGCCACUGAUGCUGAGUCAGACGUCUCACAAGGUUUAGCGAUCAUGUGACCCAGCCAACUCAACAUUGAAGGUCAUCCGCAGGUCAUUGUCUGUCUAGAAAACAGUGACACUGAUCUUCUGUAGCACAUAGGCUGGGGGUGGGGGGCAUUUAUCCCUCCUGAAAAACAUCCAUUAUGCAUCUGAAGUGAUGAAGGGCUAUCAGGAUUUCUGAAGCGCACAGAGCUUUGCCGGGUGUUGAUCCCGUCGAGGAGGGGUGUGGUAAACCUGUGCCGUGUCACACUCAUCCGCCUCACCGUCUAAACUGACUUAUACAGGAUUCCUGCCGUUCAGCUCUGGGGGGGUCCAUUCAAGAAAAGAUCUAUUUUCUUCUGACAGAGAGCUCAGUUAUCGCAGCUGCAUCAUCUCUAGAACAAUCUACAUCAGUUGUGCAUCAAAGCAAGCAGUGCAAUUAUUAUUAUUACUAUUAUUAUUAUUGUUAUUGUUAUUAUUAUUAUUAUUAUUACAAUCCAUAUUUUCCUGCUAGGACUGCAUUCACUAUUGAAAUGUUACAGGCUACUAUGGUGUUCUUAUGAAAGACAACCACUUCAUUUCCAUGAACAUGAAGAGAGAAGUGCCCGGCCACGGCAGCUUCCUGUCUCAGUAGCUCACUCAAGCCUGUGUGUAUUUUCCUGAUUUAACCUCUGCACGCUAGAACGUCCGAAAUGCACAAUUCAUGUACUUUCAUUUUUAAUAUCAAUAAAAAAAAUACAUUUUAUCAAA
Oryzias melastigma (Indian medaka) is the source of this 3735-nucleotide messenger RNA. It is a transcript of the gene igf2b, whose product is annotated as insulin-like growth factor 2b. The record is from RefSeq and is a predicted model, not a curated record. The coding region runs from base 123 to 761 and encodes 212 amino acids. Gene Ontology annotation, molecular function: growth factor activity; hormone activity. Lineage: Eukaryota; Metazoa; Chordata; Actinopteri; Beloniformes; Adrianichthyidae. Gene Ontology annotation, cellular component: extracellular region. The transcript is spliced from 4 exons.